CAGUUCCAUUCAUUAAUGUGGCAUUGAAAUAUUUGUAAAUUUUUAUCUUAUUUGAGUAGGCGUUGUGUUUGGUGACGUGAUAAUGUUGCGAAUAUAACGGAGGAUUAUUGUUUUACAUUUGUAGAGUGAGUGUGUAGUGAUAGGAAAGUGCAGUGUUUUUGUUUUGAGAGCAUUAAAGUCUCAAUUUAUGUUUCUUUUUACACGAUUUUCAAGAUGGAGGAGGCCAAUGAUAGUAGCAGUAAAAAUACUAUUAAACAACUGAAAUCUGUUGAAAGCAGCGACCUUGAUGAUGAAAACUCCAAAGAUAGUGUCUUAACAACAGGAUCAAAGUUGUGUCUUGUUGGAGCCGCGAGUUUGGAUGUAGAAGUUGAAAAAGCAGCAAAGGAGUUUGGCUUGGAAGUGCUGACGUCAGAAGAUGGAUCUGAAUGGCAUGAUUUACCUGUCAACACAAUAUACUUCGUUCUGGAAGAGUUUGAAGGCAAUGUGUUUGAUAAUCUGCACAAACUUGGUCACAGAUUGCUCGGGACCACAGCACUGCGGGAGUUGGCUGCUAGACAGGAGCCACUACCCCACAACAACAGGCCUCUAUACAGCCUGGCUAUGUGGGGUCUCAUCGUGGCGUUCACCGGCUUCCGCAAGAAAGAAGAACUGAAGCGGCUGAUACAGAAGAUCCACAACAUGGGAGGCAGUAUCCGCAGCGAGAUGAACAGUAAGGUGACGCAUCUAGUGGCUCAGCGCUGUGGUGGCUCCAAGUACCAGUACGCCAUGACGUUCCGUGUGCCGAUCGUGGCAGCCACCUGGGUGCACGACGCAUGGGCAAUGAGAUCGCAACCAGAGUAUUCUGCUGCUGAUUCCAGUGUCAUCACCUGUCACAAACUGAAGCCUUUCCAAGGUGCAAGAGUGUGCUUCCUGGGGUUCCCAGAGGACGAGCAGAAGCACAUGGCUGAAGUACUCGUCCAGAACGGGGGAACAUUGACGGACCACGAAGACGCAAUGUGCAGUCACAUGGUCGUAGACGAGUCUACAGUCAGUAAACUCCCAGAUCAGGCUCCCCAGCAUGCUUCCAUAGUCAAGGCCGAGUGGUUCUGGGCAUCGGUACAGAAUGAGGGCUGCGUCGAUGAGAAAGACUACCUCUUCGAAGAUAACACAGAGGUAACCUGGUUGUGUGCUCAGUACCUGGAGAGUCUGGUGAGUCCGUCGCGUCGCACAACUCCCCUGGCGCCAACGUCACGUGCUCGUAAGCGCAAACGGCUGCAGGAGGCAGUGGCCAGGCUAGCUAGUGGCGCUGGCGUGUCACCGGCCACCAACAAGCGGAGGAGCUCAGUCAGCGACGCAGGGCUGCUCAGUGUUAGCGGCAGCUUCCUCGACUGCACCAAUAGUCCGGCCACUAACCUCUCCGAUGUAGGAGAUGCAGAACCUACCAAGGUAGAGACUCCACUCAAGAACCUCAGCCCUAGACACCAGGUGUUCCUGGAACUGGUCCAGACAGAGUUCAACUAUGUCAACACCCUCAAGACUAUCAUGACGCUGUACAAGGAACCACUGGAACAGAUGUGUGAGACGCCCGACCAGCUGUUGAGUCCUACAGAGGUGAAGAUCAUCUUUGGCCAUCUGCCGCCCAUCUAUGAGACUCACUGUCGCAUGCUGGAGCAACUUCGUCAUGCUGCUAGUCACUGGACGGAGGACACGAGCAUCGGCAACAUCAUACUCAACUUUUCGGGAGACCUAGUGAAGGCGUACCCUCCGUACGUCAACUUCUACGAGACCACCAGAGAGAUGUUGCUGAGAUGUGACCAGACCAUGCCCAGGUUCCACGCCUUCCUCAAGAUAGGCCAGACCAAGCCAGAGUGUGGCCGGCAGAGUCUACUGGAUCUGCUGAUACGACCAGUGCAGCGGCUGCCCAGCAUCAACCUGCUGCUCAAUGACAUAUUGAAACACACAAACAAAAGCAACCCAGACCACAGUGCCUUGCAAGCAGCAGCCGCGUCUAUUCGUGAGGUCACCACUCAUAUCAACGAGGACAAGAGACGCACGGAAGGCCAGAUGGUUAUGUUUGACAUCUUCAACGACAUUGAAAACUGUCCGCCCCACCUAGUGUCGUCCCAUCGCAGUUUCAUCACACGUUGUGACAUCACGGAGCUCAGUGAUGGUCUCAGCGGACGCGGCGAUGCACUUGCGUUCUUCCUCUUCUCUGACAUAGUGGAGGUAUGUAAAAAGCGCUCAAAAGCUUUCAACUCCCUCAAGAGUCCAAACACAGCCAAGUUGAAUGGUCAAGACAAGACUCGCCCGGCUUCCUUCAAACACGUCCGACUGAUGCCUCUCUCCCACAUCAAGAUGGUUAUUGACAUCACGGAGACUGAAGAUUGUCACAACAAGUUUGCGUUGGUGGUGAAAAGUAACCAAGAGUUGAGAGAGAAGCGAUACUCUUUCAGAAUCACAGACGAGGGGACGGACAAGAUGACGUUUCUGCGGACGUUGUGCCGUCAAAUGGCCAACACACUUUGUAGGCCGGACGCGGAAAACUUCUUGGCCUCUUUGAAUCAAGAGGAAUUGGACAUAGACACAAGUGAUAUUGGUGUGGGAACACUAAAAAGUAAAGCGGCAAAAUUUGCGUCAAGGACUCGUAUAAAGGUGGGACGAGCGUUCAGCUUCAACAAGACCCCUAACAAGCUGAAGAGGGCGAUGAGCACAAUGAUGAGUCCGUUUGGCAGCACUAGUAACUUGACACCUGCCUCACAGUUAGCUCAGAUGCGGCUGGCUAGUUGUAACAACCUCAAUGAGCUAGGAUCAGCCACACCCCCUCCCCCUGCCGCUCCUCCUCUCUCAGUGCAGCCAACCCGACGAAACAAACACCCUUCUCUGUCUGUCGCGUCCCUGCGGCGCUUAUGACACAUCUAUUGACCCACAUUUUUAAAGUGUGGGUUAGUCUCGGAAUGUACAUAUGUAUAUUGGUCCGGCCGUCCUAGUUCUUGCUACUUCCACUAUCUAGAUCUGAUCUAGUUCAAGGACAAUACAACAAUUAGGUGCUGUGUUUAACCGUUCCUGCCGAUUGAGUGCUUUCUCGGUGCUUCUCUAAGAAGUUUAUCGCAAUACCUGUUAUUGUAAAUAGUAGUUUAAAGUUGAACAGUCCAGAAGUACGGAAUGCAGUAUUAUAGUGAUAGGUGUCGAUUGUCUGUCUAAAGUAAGGUUUGUGAGUUUUUGUUGUAAAAGUGGAUACGUCCUGAGAUUUAAUGAAAAAGAAUAACAGGUAUUUGGAUAGGAGUUGACUGGAAAAAAGUGCAAAACUAGUCUCCAUUAAAACAACUUGAUAUUUAAACUACAUAACUGUGGUUUUCAUAUUGAUAAUGUUUAUGGUCAUAAUUCUUACAACUGCAGUCAUUUUUUAGUUUUUUAUGUUUUUCAACCACUUUUACCUAAGGCAUAUGUUUUUUUUCUGUUUGCAAUGCAAUUACAAAUUAGUAUUUCAAUCUACCUCAUUUAUGUAUGUUUCAAAGUAUUUUUAACUUCUGGAUGUUUUCAACUUUGACUAAUAUCUAGAAUCUGAAACUUAGAUGAUGUUCUUUAUUAUGGUGUUAUACAAGUUUGUGGUUUAAUUUUUUUACAACUUACAAAGGUGUUUGUAUACAAAAAUAUAUAUUAUUCAAAACUGUUUAUCUGUUCAAGUUAAUUUACCAAGUUCGUUAAUUUUUAGUCCAAUUGCUGAGUAAAAAAAAGAGUUUUUUGGUAAUAAUGAUUUUAACAGUUUUGUCUAUGUUUAGUUAGUUACUGCUCAUAAAUGAUUGAAGACGGAAAUCAAAUUUCUGGAAAGAAAUUUCUCAAGUAUAGCCUUUAAGUAACCCAACAUAGCCUAACUGAUUAAAAAUUCAUUUCAAACUUUUGGU
This is a messenger RNA of Macrosteles quadrilineatus (aster leafhopper), 3881 nucleotides long. Its product is annotated as protein ECT2-like. The transcript is spliced from 19 exons. Bases 214 to 2889 code for a protein of 891 amino acids. Gene Ontology annotation, molecular function: GTPase activator activity; guanyl-nucleotide exchange factor activity. The record is from RefSeq and is a predicted model, not a curated record. Gene Ontology annotation, biological process: mitotic cytokinesis; intracellular signal transduction; regulation of cytokinesis, actomyosin contractile ring assembly. Gene Ontology annotation, cellular component: cell cortex; nucleus. Lineage: Eukaryota; Metazoa; Arthropoda; Insecta; Hemiptera; Cicadellidae.